This is a messenger RNA of Cordyceps militaris CM01, 966 nucleotides long. Its product is annotated as C2H2 finger domain-containing protein. The transcript has a single exon. Gene Ontology annotation, cellular component: nucleus. Gene Ontology annotation, biological process: DNA damage response; DNA replication. NCBI's taxonomy places the organism in Eukaryota, Fungi, Ascomycota, Sordariomycetes, Hypocreales, Cordycipitaceae. Gene Ontology annotation, molecular function: double-stranded DNA binding. Bases 1 to 966 code for a protein of 321 amino acids. The record is from RefSeq and is a predicted model, not a curated record.
AUGCCCAAGGCAGAGGCCGGCUCGGUCAAGCACCUCAACAACAAGCUCAAGUCCAAGGGCCUGCAGCGGCUGCGAUGGUUCUGCCAGGUUUGCGAGAAGCAGUGCCGCGACGCCAACGGCUUCAAGAUGCACACGCAGUCCGAGAGCCACGUGCGGCAGAUGCUGGUCGUCGGCGCGGACCCCAAAAAGUUCAUCAACGACUUUAGCAACCAGUUCUUCUCGGACUUUAUCAGCCUCCUCAAGACGGGCCACGGCGAGAAGCAGGUGCAGAUCAACCACUUUUACCAAGAGUACAUUGCCAACAAGGAGCACGUCCACAUGAACGCCACCAAGUGGCCGUCGCUGACCGAGUUUGCCAAGCACCUUGGCCGCGAGGGCAUCUGCCGCGUCGAGGAGAACGACAAGGGGAUACACAUAUCGUGGAUCGACAACUCGCCGGAUGCGCUGAAGCGGCAGGAGGCGCUGCGCAGAAAGGAAGCGCAGAACCAGGGCGACGAGCAGAUUGAGCAGCGCAUCAUCCGGGAGCAGAUUAAGCGCGCACAGGCCAAUGCGACAGCGCGCGAGCAGGACGUGCCCCAGGACGUCGAGGACCGCGGACUGAAGAAGCAAGAGGGCGAAAAGAUUACGCUCUCGUUUAGCGGAAACAAGGCCAAGACGUCGGCCGACGAUGCUGCCAGCAAGGCCGAGACAGAAGCCGGCGCGAGCACGACGGAGGAUGCUGCGGCUGACGCAAAGAAGCCCAGCGGCGGCUUCUCCUUCAAGGCCAAGGCGCCUGUCAAGAAUGUAUUUGCGCAGGCCAAGAAGAAUGCGCUGUCUGGCGGCAGCGGCGUCAAGAAGACGUCGGUGUUUGAAGCGCCCAAGAAGAUGAGCGAGGCGGAGCGCAUCAUGCGCCAGGAAAUGGAUCGCAAGCGUCCGCGGGACGGGACCGGCUCGGGCAACCCGCUGAAGAAGCAAAGGAGCAGUUAG